Messenger RNA from Letharia lupina, 429 nucleotides. RefSeq lists its product as uncharacterized. The transcript is spliced from 2 exons. The record is from RefSeq and is a predicted model, not a curated record. Bases 1 to 429 code for a protein of 142 amino acids. NCBI's taxonomy places the organism in Eukaryota, Fungi, Ascomycota, Lecanoromycetes, Lecanorales, Parmeliaceae.
AUGGAUUCGCGACCCCAAAACUGCUACCCUGUCGUCGUCACGGAAUCCUCUCGCUUCUACCGUGAUCCCGACGACGAAGAAACCUUUGUCCCCCUCCACAAGACCACGCAUAUCGAGGAGGUCACUUUCUCCCGCAAUUUUGCCAACGCACUAGCGAAAGAGUACUUCAUCCGGCAACACUGCGAGUCCGUCAGCGACUCCAACGAAGACGACUUCGGCUACCCAACGCCAAGAGCACGCCGAUGGGGUAUUUGGGUCCCGGAAAACACCACGAAAUGCACGAUAUCCGAAGUAGAGAAGCGGUGCAGGAUUAAGGUUGUACUUGGAAGUGGGUCGGAGAGGACGGAGUUCUUGGUAGAAGUUUUGAGACAGAAUAUUUGCGAUGCGGUAGGACCAUUGGCUCGAGAGGAUAGUGAUCCCGAUGUCUGA